GCUUGCGAUUUUGAAGAUGUUGUUGACCAGAGCAGCACUUUAACAACUUAAUCCUCAUUACUGUCCGCCAUGGUUGUUGUUUUUCUUACCGCUUGCACGUAUGAGGGCGCAGAAAAGUGACGUUUGUCGAGUAUCAGUGACGUUCAGUGCGGCCUUGGCUUUAGGUCAAAUUUGAAUCGGAUACGUAUCGGAUAUCCAAGUGGAGUGGGUCGUAUUCGAAAAGAAUCUGUCCUGUGCUGUUCAGACUGUCAUGAAAAGAUUGGAUGCAGGUCGCAUUACGGCAAAAAAAUCAGAAUUGGGUCACUUCAGGCUGCAGUGUGAAUGUAGCUUAGUAAACCAAUUGAUCAAGAUGCUGUUUCUUUCCGUCCAACGCCGCCUGACCGUGGACCGUGGAGGAUUGUCGAUCUGUAUGGAUGAAGAUGAACACGACCAGAGUUCGCCUCUAGCUCUGCUACCUGUCCUCUGAGAUGCUCUCGUAGAGAACUUUCUCUCCUGCACGCCCACUUACAUGCUGACGAGGAUCCAGCCCAGCACGCACACACACCCACCACCACCUAUCAGUGCAGGCGAGCAGCUCUGUUCGUACUGGUGUGUGCAGCGAGGAGCUGUAUUUCACUCCCCAUCCGCAGCAGCAGGACAGCUCCACAGGAGUGCGGUUGUCACCAGACAUCACACAGCAGCGCAAGCAAGUGGGACUGCCAUGGAGGACACCCUCACCUGCAGCCAUGCCACCUUCUCCCAGGUGUUUGGACGCCAGGGGCAGCUCAUGCAAGCCACUGUCCAGUCUCUGAACAACCUGAACGACCAGAUCGCUCAGUUCAUGGUGACCAGACCCUGCAGUCUGGCUGAUGAGGAGGAGGCCUUCAUCCCCGGAGAGAGGGACACCCUCAGGAAGUCCAUGACCCUGAUGAGACACCUGCUAAUGGACGCUCAGGGGAAAAUCCUUAAAAUGAUGGAAGACAACAAGCAGCUGGCACAGAGGAUCGAUGGGGCCAUCCAGUCAGCGAGUCAGGAAGUGACCAACCUCCGAUCCGAGCUCUCCGCGACCAGCCGCAAACUGGCAGAGCUGGGCGCCAGCAGCCCCCCGGCGCUGGAGAACCACCUCCAGCACAACCACCGCGAUGACAGCCUCCGCUACAGGGAUCCGUCGAUGCAUCACAGGCAGAAGACGGUGGUGACGGACAUGUGCUACCCGACAGAGAUAUCCAGCCUGAUGGACUUUGGCACUGCAGACUGCUCGCUAGGCAAAGCGCUGCUGCGAGAGGAGGUGGUCCAGCUUCAGGAGGAGGUCCACCUGCUGAGGCAAAUGAAGGACAUGUUGAGCAAAGACCUGGAGGAGACGCAGGGUGGCUGCUCCACCAACCUGCUGUCUGCCACCGAGCUCCGGGCCCAGCUGGGUGACAAGGAGCAGGAGCUGGACCGCGCCAAGGAGGCCUUACAAGCCAUGAAAGCGGACAGGAAGCGGCUAAAAGUGGAAAAAUCAGAGCUGGUGAAUCAGAUGCAGCAGCUGUACACGACACUGGAGAGCAGAGAGGAGCAGCUGAGGGAGUUCAUACGAAACUACGACCAGCACAGAAAGGAGAGCGAGGAUGCGGUGAAAGUCCUGGCGAAGGAGAAGGAUGUUCUGGAGCGGGAGAAAUGGGACCUGAGGAGGCAAACCAAAGAAUCCACGGAGCAGGCCAACAUGCUGCGCUCUCAGAUAGACAUGAAGGAGAACAGGAUUAAGGAGCUGGAGGCCGAGCUCACCAUGGCCAAGCAGUCUCUGGCCACGCUGACGAAAGACGUCCCCAAGCGUCACUCGCUGGUGGUGCAGCCGGAGCCGCUGGUGAAUGGCAGUCAGGAGUGGGUGAUGCAGGCCGACCUGCCGCUCACCGCCGCCAUCCGUCAGAGCCAGCAGACGCUCUACCACGGACACAACGCUGACCGGCAGGCUGUGGUCAGGAUCAGUCCCUGCCACACUCGCCAGCCGUCUGUGAUCUCAGACGCCUCAGCAGCUGACGGGGAGCGCUCGUCUACGCCCAGCGACAUCAACUCGCCUCGUCAUCGGACUCACUCCCUCUGUAACUCCAUGGAAGACCUAGAAGACCAGAAGCGUAAGAAGAAGAAGGACAAGAUGACUCUGGGAUCUCUGUCACGGGUUUUCACCCGAGGAAAGCAGCGCAAGUCACUGGACCCCGGCUUGUUUGAUGGUACAGCCACCCCUGAUUAUUACAUAGAGGAGGAUGCCGACUGGUGAAGCUGAGUGAGCGUGUGUGUGUGUGUGUGUGUGUGUGUUACAUGUGGACAUGUUUUAACUGCGUGUGUCUGGAGGAAGGAGAUGGAUGGAUUGUGAUGGAAACAGAGACUGCUGUUGCCGUAAAUGUACAGUACACAACCCAAGAAAAAUGUAUGUUUGUAAAUUAAAUAUAUAUAUUUAUAGUUGUACAUGUAUGCAUAUGUAUAUAUGUUUACAUGCAUAUAAAUAUAUAUACAGGGUUAUUACAAUGUGUAGACAUGUUUAUGCUGUAUUAUCUUCUAAAUGUCUUCAUGUUUUAUGGGUUUUUUUUCAUAAAUAGAGACUUGAAGGACUGCUGUUUAUAUGUAAAUAUAGGAGCUAUUGUGAAAAAUAGUGUUUAAAUAUUAAUGUUAUCUGGGUUUUGUUACUCUAUGGUUGCUUUCAUCAUGGUUUGCAGCAUUUAUUUCUCUUUUUUAUUGCCAGUUUAUGUCCCGAUCGAUCAUUUCAGGUUCAGUAUUUAUCAAUACCGAGUGAAACUUGAAGUGACCAACAACCUUUCUCUGUUGCUGUCGUUCCUCUACCUCUGUGAGAUGAGAACUAGAGUUCAACUCGAUGAAAUCUGAGAAAAUUUCAAGAAAAAAUAAUCAAAAGUUUCUUAACUCAGACGUCAAAGCUCCACCCUGGAUUGUGAAAAAACUCAUAGUAUUUACAGCUUUAUUUUGUCACAUAAUGCCAGACUAAAACCAAUGAGAACCAGUCCCAUACAAGAACAUUUUUCCAAAAAGUACCAGUAAUGCAGAGCCUCUCCCAUCAUGUGCACGUAAAAUAUGUCAGUUCUUCACUCUUUUAGCAUGAAGUAAUGCUAUUUCCCAUUUCUGACCAUUUUUGCAAAAAUUACUGCUUCAAUAAAUACAAGUUUUUCCAAGUACCACCAUCUUGACAGAUUUAAAAACAGUAUCAGAGCUGGACUUUUACUCUUUUGGUUUGUUCUGCUUUGCUAUUAAAACCCCCCAAAAUAACAGAAACAUUGUUAGUGCUUGAUUAGUUAAAGGAAAUCUCUGCAUUUAAAAUUACAAACAUUACCAAAAAAAAAAGAUAAUCGAGUAUCAAAGUUCUGAAAAUAGUUUUUCACCUCUGAUUAUCUUUCGUUUCAACCCUGUUUGACCGAACGUGUUGGCGACAAACCGUUUUGCAAGCUAAAUUUGCUUUACUGUAAUUCCACGACACUUUGCGCUACCUGAAAAAUGUCAACGGUUUCUGAAAGGGAGACGUUGCGCUUUCCAGCAAAUAUUGGGUUAUUACGGUAAUUUCUCUCCCGCCGUAGCAGGGAGCAUAUAAUCUGACGAGACACUCUUUUAAUAGACGGUAAAUUGCGAAAAUAAUCUGGUUGACAUUGAAAGUUCCAGUUGUUAGGGAGAAAUGGGCAAAAUAUAUUUACUCACAGGACAUUUAAAUUACUGCGUCCAAUUAAAAUAAGCAAAAAUAUCCAGGCGGAGAGUUGAAACUCAGAGGGCUAAACUGUGUUUGUUGCUACGGCGACCAGAGAGAACGAGAUCAGCCACUUUGGGGUCCAUUAUUCAGACCGAUCCAGAGCCCGGACUGGAUCAGAUCGGGACAUCCCUAAACGUUAUGAAAACCACUGGCAGACCAGCAGCCUUUUUAUGGAAAGCACAACUGCAGUGAGUUAAAAACACAAACACAGCGCUAGCUUUCCAAACCAUGUGCAAAAAGUGCCAAAAGUUUAAAACUUAUCACCUUUAGCUUCAUCAUAGCAGCAGCCAUGUAACUCUGUUAAUGUCUCGACUCAUUUCCAGCUAACAUGUGCCAAUCUGAGACAAAGGAAUGUGCUUUUAAUACAUGCAUGGUCCCUACGUGUUGCUUUGAUUAGAUAUCUGUUCAUUUCCUGUCAAAUUAAGCAACAUGAAAACAUCCCUUCUGUGUUACUUUUCCCGUUUUUUUAUACCAAACCUUGCAUUACCAAUGCCUGCACCCUGACUUACUAAGAAUGUUCCUAUUUUUGUUUUAUUUUGUUUUUUGUUCACACCCUCCUCAAUUCCUGCAAAUGUGGCUCUAAUAAACCUGUUAAAAUGCUUUGUAAAUUAGGAUAACAAUACAUGCGCAAAAGAUGAAAUCUAUUGAAGUAUUUUAUUUAAAGAGGAAAAAAAAGAGAUAAACAGAGAGUUAAUUCCUGAUAUUUAUCUGCCUGCAUCUGUUGCAGUCAAAUGCUGAGGAGCUUUCCAAGUGAAUUAUAACUGAAAUGAAAAUCCUAUUUUAAAAAUAAAACCAGAAAGUGAACACGUUGUGGCCGUUGUUCUGUUCCAUGAGUAAUCCUGUUCCUGUGUCUCAGUCUAACGUGUGUCUCCUCCCGCUCCUCCUGCCAUUCCCUAAUGGCAGCUCCUCCUAAACCA
Molecule: messenger RNA, 4623 nt
Organism: Gambusia affinis (western mosquitofish)
Lineage: Eukaryota; Metazoa; Chordata; Actinopteri; Cyprinodontiformes; Poeciliidae
Product: kazrin-like
Exons: 12
Coding region: 509-2236 (575 amino acids)
Source: RefSeq, a predicted model, not a curated record